This is a messenger RNA of Yamadazyma tenuis ATCC 10573, 222 nucleotides long. It is a transcript of the gene HUB1, whose product is annotated as ubiquitin-like protein. Gene Ontology annotation, molecular function: protein tag activity; protein binding. Gene Ontology annotation, biological process: protein modification process; mRNA splicing, via spliceosome. The record is from RefSeq and is a predicted model, not a curated record. Lineage: Eukaryota; Fungi; Ascomycota; Pichiomycetes; Serinales; Debaryomycetaceae. Gene Ontology annotation, cellular component: nucleus; cytoplasm.
AUGAUAGAAGUCUCAGUGAACGAUAGACUUGGUAAGAAGAUCAAAGUCAAGUGCCUUCCGUCUGACACUAUUGGUGACUUUAAGAAGAUCCUCUCACUACAAAUCGGCACGAACCAUGAAAAGAUUGUUUUGAAAAAGGGAAACCAAAUCUUCAAGAACCACAUCACCCUCGAUGACUAUGAGGUGCACGAUGGAUUCAACUUUGAGCUCUAUUAUUCGUAA